Messenger RNA from Quercus lobata, 492 nucleotides. RefSeq lists its product as uncharacterized. NCBI's taxonomy places the organism in Eukaryota, Viridiplantae, Streptophyta, Magnoliopsida, Fagales, Fagaceae. The transcript is spliced from 2 exons. The coding region runs from base 176 to 460 and encodes 94 amino acids. The record is from RefSeq and is a predicted model, not a curated record.
UUCGCUGGCGUGAGAAUGUAGUUGUGGGUGAGCUCUAAAGCUGCCACGUAGAGCGAGCUGCACAAACGUGUAAGCGUCGUGGCCUUAAAGGAGGAAAAUUCAGCACCAUUCUCUUCUCUUCUCAGUUCUCACAUACCACCACAGCUUUGUUAGAGAGAGAGAGAGAGAGAGAGUAAUGGAAGAGAUCAGGUCGUCGCCACCGCCAACAGCCGCAAGUACCACGAAGAGAGAACAAGAAAUUUCAGCGACGUCACGGUUGAAGAAGGAUUGUAGUUGGUUCGCAGUUUCAGUGCAAGAGGGUUUUAGCUAUGUCAAAGCCUUCUUCUUUGGCCUGGCGAAAAAAAUGACGGCAAAGAAGGAGAGGGAAGCGACUGAAGCUGAUCUAAAGGCUGCUAAGAUGCAGGUUGAAGCUACUGAUGCUGCCGAGGAAACCAAGAAGAGACUUGACAAAUCUAUGUAAUUGACUAAUUGUUGUACACGACAUUUGUAUUA